ACUGCCAUAACGACCCGUGUAGUUGUACCUAGGAAGAUGACUACGAAGCUGGCUAGUGGUCACCGGGUGGAGGCCAUGAGCGAGGAGUGGCUGGCCAGGAUGGAGGAGGAACAGACGCUCUACAACCAUGGUAUGGUCCGCCUCAGGCCCGGAGGCUGGCUCUACCCGACGCUCUUCACCAAAUAUGCUGACACCAUCUACAACUUCAAGUUCACUGAAGGUGACGUACUUGUGAUGGGAAUGCCCAGGUCUGGGACGACCUGGAUGUUGGAGUUAGUGUGGACGAUGCUUCACAACCCCGACCUCAACAACCAGAGGGCCGACCUGCCCAUCUUCAUCAGAGCACCGCAUAUAGAGUAUGACAUUCUUAUUAGUUUAUCAGUGUGAUUGUCUUCGUAACGCCU
Molecule: messenger RNA, 404 nt
Organism: Procambarus clarkii (red swamp crayfish)
Lineage: Eukaryota; Metazoa; Arthropoda; Malacostraca; Decapoda; Cambaridae
Molecular function (GO): sulfotransferase activity
Source: RefSeq, a predicted model, not a curated record